Messenger RNA from Dictyostelium purpureum, 635 nucleotides. RefSeq lists its product as uncharacterized. The record is from RefSeq and is a predicted model, not a curated record. The coding region runs from base 5 to 580 and encodes 191 amino acids. The transcript has a single exon. Lineage: Eukaryota; Evosea; Eumycetozoa; Dictyosteliales; Dictyosteliaceae.
AAAAAUGAAAUUUAUAAUUUUAAUAAUAACUGCUCUAUUUUAUUUUAAUUUAUCAUUUGGUUUUAUUAAUUAUAUUUCUUUUGAUAAUAAAUGCAUAAAACAAUCAAAUGGGGUAAGCUUUGGUAUAAAUGAAUUUGUUUGUUUAUAUAAUGGAAGUAGCAAUUCUGCAUCAACAUCUUUGUUCACUUUCGAAAUUUAUAAUUCAGACCAAAUAAAUUUAACUACUCACCAUUCAUUGUAUUGUGACUAUCCAAUUGCUUCAAAAAUAUUUACUCUAAAUCAAUGUUCCAGUUAUGGUUACUCUAAUAGCUACUACUAUGUAGACAAAUCUGAUUCUAUGCCCUCAAUUCCAAAAGGAUCAUACCUAGUUAAGCAAUAUGAUGCUUGUGAAAGUGUUCAAGGUUACUGGUAUGCCACCAAUGGUACAACAAUAAUAGAUAAAUCUGGGCUACAAACAACUUAUUUAUGUAUUAAUGGUGUCCCAUAUGAAAAUAUUUGUCAAGGUGGUUCAUGCAAAAAAAUUAACACUUUUAAAAAUUGUGAUAAUGAAGAUUACAACUCAGUUGAAUGUUCCAAUUAAAAGUUAAAUAAAAAACUUAAAUAAAAAACUCCAAAACAAUUUAAAUUAUAUACAC